UUAAAGCUGCGCUGCGCGCGUUCGCUCUUGUUCCUCUGCUUGACACUCCACAUCGACACGCAAUAUUACAUCCCGGCUUUUGCUGCGCCAUCAAUCCACCCUUACUUUCCCUUCUUCUCGUCUUUUCCAAGCUGUUCCCAUUGCAACCUGCUUCCCACUUUUAGUACCUCGCCGUCGCGCCCGUCCCCGAGACCGCCCUGCUUGGCCUUCUGGCUUCUCUUGCUGUGCGCAUUCAUGGCCCUGUAGUCGCUUACGGCUCCAGACCGUAUUAGCGACUGGCCCGCGGCCAUGUACAGUCACCAGCCAGUGUUGCAGCGGGCGAGGCGGUCGUCAGACGACGAGGCCGUGUCAAACACCAAGGGGGACACGUCCUACGCUCGGUCUCCGACACAGGCCUCAUUUCACCACUCACCACGAGCUCGUUCGCAUUCUAAACCAUCAACGCCCCUGCACCCGCCUUCAACCUUCAACGGUAUCCUCAACUCGCCAUCUUCGCCGCACGCUACCCUUCCGCCCCUCGCGACUACCGUCCAGCCGCGAGAUCCUCCUGCCUCGAAUUAUUAUGAUCCAACCCAAGACGCGGGCGACAGAGUUAUAGGUCGUGGUGGAGCCCCCUACGAGCCCUUCGGACACGAUCGCGGAGAAUCUUACGGCAACCACGGCGAGGCCAGAACAGCUGUGCCGGGUGUCUAUGAAAAGCCGUACCCGCCUCAGCAAUCUCCAGUCAUCUCGCACUUCCCCUCGUCUCGCCGUUCGCCAUCGCAUCCAUCGGCGCAUUCUUUCACGCCUGCCCGUCAAGACGCCAUGGCCGCCCAGUCUCCUAUAUCGCCACGGCCAUAUGUGCAAACCAACUUUGCACAAUCCCAACCGCCGUAUAUACAGCAUGACCGACGAUCUCCUGUAGAGAAGACACCAAGCCGACCAGCAGAUCCAAUGUCCAUCUCGAGUUUGAUGAGCAAUGAGGACACGCCCGUACACCGCAACGUUUCUCAUUCUCGAAGGUCGUCACGCGCUUCAAAUGGACACACUGUGCUCAAGCAGGAGCGACCCCCAUCACCACCCAGCAAGUCUGUCCCUCCAACCCACCACGUCCAAGUGGUCCCACCAGCACCCGCCUCAGUCAAUGGCGACGUCCAUGAGCCCGUGCAGCCGCUCUCGUACUCGCGCUCGAGAGCCGAUGGAAGGGAGGUUGAUCUUGAGCUUGCACGUAUAGACGCCGAAGGAGAUAGCGACCUCGAAGCUGAUGCCCGUAUACGCUGGAGGCAAGACUACGUCGAGCGUGGCAUCAAGCGUACGUUGGCUCUAGCCAAGGGAGAAGAGGAAAAGCGCAAGCGUCGACGCACGUACAACGAGAGACGCGCCCAGCUUGUUCUCGAAAAUAUCGCCGCAAAAGCGGCCGAUGAAUUCAGAAGGGCACACGAGAGCGCAGCAUGGGCCGAGGUGCAGGCCAAGGAGAUCGCGGAUGAGAAGGAACGCAAAAAGGACAUGCAACGCAAACGAAGACGCGAAAAGACGCGCCAGAACGAGCUUGAGAAACGCCAGGACAUUCUCCAACGACUUGAGGACCCAAAUCUAGACGAGGAGGAACGACUCAAGCUCGAACGCGAGGCCAUCAAACAUGAAAAGAAACUUCGCCACACCAAUCACCUUCUGGGCAACGCACCUAGCGAUGACAUUCGCGAAGUCACACCCCUCGGUCACAAUUUGGAAGGCGGCACGAUGAGCACUUUCCAGAUGGAUGAGGCAUCUAGCUCACGUCGUGGACGUGGUGGUCGUGCAGGUACUCGUCCACGCAAGAGCAAGGAGCAGAAGCAGGCCGAAAAAGAGCAGGCCGCUGCUGCUCAGGCCGCAAUCGACCGUGGCGAAGACCUGCCUACAAUCGCACCCAAGGAAAGCGCGCGCCUCGAUAAACUCACUCACGCCGACCGCGAACAGAGCUUGACGGAAGAGUCUGCAGCUCCCGAGUUUGUGCCGUACACCUCAAAGGCGUACAACCAGCUGUACGAGUCGAUAUGGAAGGAGAUUGCACAGAACGUCAAAAAGGUAUAUCGCAUCAAGAAGGAGUCUCUAGAAGUGCGACAGUCCAACCUCCGCAAGACCGCCCAACUGGCCAGCAAGGAGGCAAGGCGCUGGCAGCUCCGCACGAACAAGAGCACGAAGGAUGUCCAGGCCCGUGCAAAGCGUGGCAUGCGAGAGAUGGCGACGUUCUGGAGAAGAAAUGAGAAGGAUGAGUCUGCUCGCCAAAAAGAUGCCAUCAGACAAGAGCUGGAGAACGCCAAACGAGCCGAGGCUGAGCGCGAAGCCAACCGGCAGCGGCGCAAGCUCAACUUCCUCAUCUCACAGACGGAAUUGUACUCGCAUUUCGUGGGCCGAAAAGUCAAAACGGCCGAAGCAGAGAAGUCUGGCGACGUUGAGGCAGACCAAUCAACUGUCACUGCGGGCAAACCGGACUUGCCAGAAGGGCUCACCAGCGGACCGGCAGGGCCCAAGGUCACAAACUUUGACGAGCUCGACUUCGAUGCGGAGGACGAUUCGCAGCUGCGCGCUGCCGCUGCGGCGAACGCUCGUCAUGCUGUCGAAGAAGCGCGCCGAACAGCACAGGCCUUCAAUGGCGACGGCGAGCAGCAGCAGAACUUGCAGGCCCAGUUUGACGAAGGCGAGAUGAACUUCCAGAACCCAACCAGUCUGCAGAGCAUGGAUGUUGCGCAGCCCAAGAUGCUCUCAUGCCAGCUAAAGGAAUACCAGCUUAAGGGUCUCAACUGGCUCGUCAACCUGUACGAACAAGGAAUCAACGGUAUCCUUGCCGACGAGAUGGGUCUCGGCAAGACUGUGCAGUCCAUAUCUGUUAUGGCGUAUCUAGCGGAGACUCAUAACGUUUGGGGUCCCUUCUUGGUCAUCGCCCCCGCGUCCACGUUGCACAACUGGCAACAAGAGAUCACGAAGUUUGUUCCAAGCAUGAAGGCUCUUCCGUACUGGGGAACAGCCAAAGACAGGAAGAUUUUGCGUAAAUUCUGGGAUCGCAGAAGUGUUGUUUACCGUGAGGAUGCGGACUUUCACGUCCUGAUCACCUCGUAUCAACUCGUCGUGCAGGAUGCGCAGUACUUCCAGAAGAUGAAGUGGCAAUACAUGAUUUUGGAUGAGGCUCAGGCCAUUAAGUCCUCUCAGAGUUCCCGCUGGAAGAGCUUACUGUCUUUCCACUGCCGCAACCGUCUGCUGCUAACGGGUACACCUAUUCAAAAUAAUAUGCAGGAACUGUGGGCGUUACUGCAUUUCAUCAUGCCGACAUUGUUCGAUUCGCACGACGAGUUCAGCGACUGGUUCUCCAAGGACAUAGAAAGCCACGCCCAGAGCAACACCAAGCUCAACGAGGACCAGCUCAAGCGUCUUCACAUGAUCCUCAAGCCCUUCAUGCUACGUCGAGUCAAAAAACACGUGCAGAAGGAGCUUGGUGACAAGGUCGAACUAGAUGUUUUCUGCGAUCUCACAUACCGACAACGAGCGUACUAUACCAGUCUGCGGAACAAGAUCAGCAUUAUGGAUCUCAUUGAAAAGGCUGCCAUGGGCGAUGAUCAAGAUAGCGCGACGCUGAUGAACUUGGUCAUGCAGUUUAGAAAGGUUUGCAACCACCCGGAUCUCUUUGAACGUGCAGAGGUGUCGUCGCCGUACUCGUUUGGUUACUUUGCAGAGACAGAAUCAUUUGUCCGUGAAGGCAGCAAUGUUCAGGUCGCUUAUUCAGUUCGCAACUUGAUUGAAUAUAAUCUCCCCCGAUUGAUGUAUAAGGACGGCGGUCGACUGGAUAUACCUAGCUACAGCAACACAGCAGCCGGGUGGCGUGGACGCUACCUUGAUCACCUCAUGAACAUUUGGUCGUCGAAUCAUAUUCACGAGAGCGCGAAAAACGACGACCACUUCUCAUGGUUGCGGUUUGCCGACAUGUCUGCCACUGAAGCGGAGUUCGCCGCACGGAAUGGAGUUUUUGAGCGUGCCGUGGACAUGCGGAGGAAGAGACGAGACGUCUCCACGUUCGAGAUACUCUACGAUGGUACGGAUGGUGAUGACUACACUCCAGUCCAUGCCCUUUUCCAGAUUGCGGACAAGAAAGCCCGCAAGCCUUUGGCAGAGGUGACGAACGAGGGCUACAUGAGCAAUCUGCUCAACAUCUCUCAGAAUGUAUACGAGAAUUCUGUGUUCCCCGUCAUGGAGACAGGAUACAGACCUGCUGUCACCGCUCCUCCUAUUGAAAUAUACUGUUCUAAUCAGGCCCACAUUACGGAGAGGCAGAGCACCCUGUUCAACAACCUUGUUCAGUCGGCGCUGUUCGGUAUUUCGGAGAAGACGGAAGAGGCUUUGAUCGAGGCAAAGGUUGACCCAGCUGACUACCCCGUGUUUGGCAUGCUGCCCGCCCCAACGAAGCGAAAGGCACGCUUCACCCACAUCGAGGUGCCCAGCAUGCGUAAAUUCGUCACGGAUUGCGGAAAACUUGCCAAGCUGGAUCAGCUACUUCGCGAACUCAAGGAGAACGGCCAUCGUGUGCUGUUGUACUUCCAGAUGACGCGCAUGAUCGAUUUGAUGGAGGAGUACUUGACGUACCGGAACUACAAGUACUGCCGUCUUGACGGCUCUACCAAGCUGGAAGAUCGUCGCGACACAGUUGCAGAUUUCCAGACGCGUCCCGAGAUCUUUGUCUUCCUGCUCUCGACCCGCGCCGGUGGUCUGGGUAUCAACUUGACAUCCGCAGACACGGUCAUUUUCUACGACAGCGACUGGAACCCUACUAUAGACUCCCAAGCUAUGGAUCGUGCCCACCGUCUCGGCCAGACCAAGCAAGUCACCGUUUACCGUUUGAUCACGCGUGGCACAAUCGAGGAACGCAUCCGUAAGCGCGCCCUGCAGAAGGAAGAGGUGCAGCGCGUUGUCAUAAGCGGCGGUGCCGGUGUCGACUUCAACACCAGGAGCAGAGAGAACAGGACCAAAGACAUCGCCAUGUGGCUCGCGGAUGAUGAGCAGGCGGCGGAGAUCGAGAAGAAGGAGCAGGAGAUUGCAAACGAUCCGAGCAAGGCGCAGCAGGCGAAGAAGAGAAAGGCAGGAGCAGGGGGUAGAAAGAAGGAGCUCAGCAUGGACGACAUGUAUCACGAAGGCGAGGGCAACUUUGACGACAACUCAGCCAAGCCGUCGGGCGCUGCGACGCCCGUGUCGGCGGUGGACGGACCACCAGCCAAACGAAAGAAAGGCAUCAGCAAGAAGGCAAAGACGCUAAAGCAGAGGCUUGCGGUUGCUGACGGCAGUGCCGACCCAGACACAUUCCAGUAGACGGAUGACAGGGUGCAGAAAGAAGGCGACUUGGAGGACGGAGAUGUACGUAGACAAAGCUUUCCUGCUUGUAUUGAUAUGGCGGGUUCCAAAAAAGGAAAGUCACGGGAUUUGGCGCAUGACAAGAGGAGUCAGGCCCGCUCGUCCAACUUCUCGUUGGCAAGGCUCGGCUUGGGGAUUUGCGCUGUGGGACAAGAGCCAUUUUACGGUGUUUUGCGGAUGCCAGCCGGCAGGUAGAAUCCUGGCAGUGUGUAUCAAAUAGUGCUGUGCCUUUCUUCCA
This is a messenger RNA of Verruconis gallopava, 5590 nucleotides long. RefSeq lists its product as uncharacterized. The transcript is spliced from 4 exons. Gene Ontology annotation, biological process: chromatin remodeling; DNA repair; DNA-templated transcription. Gene Ontology annotation, cellular component: nucleus; Ino80 complex. The coding region runs from base 289 to 5310 and encodes 1673 amino acids. Gene Ontology annotation, molecular function: histone binding; ATP-dependent chromatin remodeler activity; ATP binding. The record is from RefSeq and is a predicted model, not a curated record. Lineage: Eukaryota; Fungi; Ascomycota; Dothideomycetes; Venturiales; Sympoventuriaceae.